AUGCCUCUACCAACGUUAGGCAGUGUCCUUCUGGGGCUGGCCUUUUUGUAUUUUGUAAAGUUAGUGCUACUUCGAAAGAAGACGCUUGCACCACUUCCUCCAGGCCCGAAGCCGAAGCCGAUAAUUGGAAACCUGCGGGAUCUGCCGCGACCUGGACAGCAGGAGUGGACUCACUGGUUGAAGUUCAAGGAGCUCUACGGCCCAAUCAGUUCUGUGUCAAUGUUUGGCCAAACCAUCGUCAUCCUUAAUGACCACCAGGCGGCAUUUGACCUCAUGGAAAAGCGCUCCGCUAUAUACUCAUCUCGACCUAGAUUGGUCUUUGCCGCGGAAAUAGUGGGUUGGGAAGAUGUCAUAACCCUGCAGGGAUACACCAAUCGAUUCCGCUCUUAUCGUAAAGCGAUGCAUCGCGUUCUGGGUACUAAGGAGCUAAUGUCGCGCUUCAACCCACUGCAGGACGUUGAAGUGCGGCGAUUCCUCCUGCGGAUUUUGCAGAAGCCAGAUGAAUUGAUUCAGCAUAUUAAAACGGAGGUAGGGGCUGUGAUUCUAAAGAUUGCAUAUGGCUAUAAUAUUGAGCCUCAUGGCCGCGAUCCCCUCAUUGACUUGGUAAACGACUCAAUGGAGAACUUCUCAGCUGUGGUGAAACCCGGGACCUGGCUGGUAGACGUCAUUCCCCUUUUGAAAUACCUUCCAACCUGGUUCCCAGGUGCCGGAUUCAAGCGGACAGGCUACGAGUGGAGAAAGACAUUGCUCGCAACCAUUGAGAAGCCAUAUCAACUUGUGAAGCAGCAUAUGCGUCAAGGGUCGUACCCGCCCUCGUACCUGGCCCGUCUCCUUGAACAAAUCGAUGGAGAACCAACUGCUGAAGAAGAGCUUGUGAGUAAAUGGACGGCCGGAGCACUUUAUGCAGGAGGAGCAGAUACUGUAACACCAACUGCAUCGUCGUUAUCGAGUUUCUUCCUGGCAAUGGCAUUAUACCCCGAAGUCCAGCGCAAAGCCCAAAAGGAGAUCGAUCGUGUCGUCGGCCCGAACAAGCUUCCUACAUUUGAAGAUCGUGACACCCUCCCAUAUAUUGAUGCCAUGGUCAAGGAAACCCUUAGAUGGCACCCAGUUGGCCCGAUGGGCGUUGCGCACUUGGUCACCGAGGAUGAUAUUUACGAAGGCUAUCUCAUUCCCAAGGGCGCAUUAAUCCUGCCAAACAUCUGGGGCUUCACCCAUGACCCCAAGAUCUAUCGCGAUCCUGAGACAUUCAGACCUGAGCGUUUCCUGGGCGACAAUCCCGAGCUUGAUCCGCAUACUCUUGCGUUCGGCUUUGGCAGACGUAUCUGCCCUGGCCGACUACUAGCCGACGCAACCAUCUUCCUGACCAUCGCGCAGUCCCUGACAGUGUUUAAUUUCUCCAAGCCCGAGGGGGAAGGCGAUCUAAAGGCUGAGUUUCUCCCGGGCGUUAUCAGCCACCCGGCGCCAUAUCGUCUCGAAAUCACACCGCGGAGCGCUGCCCACGAAGCAUUGAUCCGUUCAGUGGAAGUGGAGCACCCGUGGGAAGAGAGCCACGCGAAAGAGCUCGAGAAGGUGGAGUGUUAA
Messenger RNA from Aspergillus oryzae RIB40, 1581 nucleotides. Its product is annotated as cytochrome P450. Lineage: Eukaryota; Fungi; Ascomycota; Eurotiomycetes; Eurotiales; Aspergillaceae. Gene Ontology annotation, molecular function: iron ion binding; monooxygenase activity; oxidoreductase activity, acting on paired donors, with incorporation or reduction of molecular oxygen. The transcript is spliced from 7 exons. Bases 1 to 1581 code for a protein of 526 amino acids. The record is from RefSeq and is a predicted model, not a curated record.